AUGGCUUCACGUGGUCGUGCUGCUGGGAAAUUGGUCCAACCCGAUGGCCAUCCCAAUACAACUUCCAGUCAAUCCAAGUCCCCUGGUUAUCCUGCGAAUCCGGCAAUUCGAAAAUAUUUCGCAGCCCCCAACCUGUCGGAUGGGGUUCCCCUUCCGCGCGGCCAAACGGAGGACUGGCGCAAAAAGUCCGAGCUUCCUACUACGGAAGAGAUUCUAGGAUUGAAUGACGGUUCGAGUGAUAUUCUGUUGCUUCCGAAUCAUAUAUCCGGUCCCUGGCCUUCAACGGAGCUUUAUCUCAACGCUCACUACAACUUGAUCCGCGAAGAUGCCGUCGCAAACCUCCGAGAUGCGGUGCUUUAUGUUCGAACUUAUCCUCGCAUGAGUGAUAACGGCAACAUUGCAAUCUACGAGAAGGUUUUCAUUGUGCAAGUGACACUGACAAGCUCGGGAAUUGCUUUCCGCGUUCAAUUCUCCACACGUCGUGCCGGCAAAAGAAUACAUUGGAAAUACUCCAGCCGCCUUAUUACCGGGAACAUCGUAGCUUUGUCCCCGGUGGAAGACUUUUUUUCAACAAAGUGCAUUGUGGGUGUUGUUGCGGCCAGACCUGUCGACAAUCUUGAAAAAACCCCACCGGAGGUAGAUAUUUAUUUUGCCCAUUCAGAGGAUAUCAAGUUCGACCCCCAGCAAGAAUGGAUUAUGGUACAAGCACGAUCGGGGUAUUACGAGGCUCACCGACAUACUAUGAAAGCCUUGCAGAAGCUAUCACAAGAACAGCGACAACAUAUAUGUGCCUUGGAAACCGAAAUUGGUGCACCUCAAUAUGUCUUGGACAAGCCAGUGAUGAACUUCCAAGCUCUCUCUCCGCCUACCGCCAAUGGUAAUACGAGUUUCAACAUCCUCAAUGAUUUCCCUACCACUCCGAUGGCAGGACUCAACCCUCACCAGUGGCAAGCUCUGGAGCAUAUGCUGUCAAGAAAUAUCUCUAUCAUACAGGGUCCCCCAGGUACUGGCAAGACAUUUGUGUCAAUCGUCUUCUUGAAGCUCCUAUUGUCGCAGAUGACCCCAAACGAUCCUCCUAUCAUCAUUGCGACACAUACAAACCAUGCACUGGAUCAGCUUCUCAGCAUCAUCGCUCAAUUUGAGGAUAACUACAUUCGAUUGGGGUCAAGGAGCGUAGAUCCCGAAAUUCGGAAGCGAAUGCUCUACGAGAUAAAGAAGUCUCUACCAAUGCCUACCAUAACUGGUGGACUUUUCGGCCCGGCAAGAACUGAUCUUCAAAGGCUGUCCGCACAAGUAGCAGAGCUUCUCACGCCGUUCGACCAAGAGGGUAUCCAUGGCCCAAUCAAGCCAUCCACCUUUGCCGAUUAUGGCCUGCUAACACAGAUUCAAUCCGAUUCACUCAAGGACCUCGAACAGUGGGGAUCUUCUGCACCCGCGGGAAAUGAUACAAAUCAUAUUGCAGCGUGGCUCGAUGAUCAGGUAGAAGAGUUCAAUCUCAAUCACUGGAUCGAAGAGACUGUGUUCACUGAAGAUGAUAUCGACAUGGAGUACGAGCAGCUCAAAGAGCUCGAGGCAGAACAGGGACCGAACGAAGAUGAAUACGAGGCUCUCAAUGGUAGAUCUCUUCAAUUCAGGACAACACAUCGGGGAGUUGAAGACUCAUCGUACUCAAAACAAGAGAUCCGAAAUUAUCUCUUAAUGAGUGAUCUGACGAAGAUUCCCGUCAAAGCACGGGGGCCCGUGUACAAUCUGCUGCGGGAUGAGCUUCUGGAUCUGGUGAAUGCUAAAUUGCGCACUGUUACCGAGUCAUACGACUUCUACAGUGACAGACUCAAGGUCGGUAGGUGGGAGCGAGAUUUCGAGACUCUGCGGAAAGCCAAGCUAGUAGCCAUGACAACGACUGGGCUGAGCAAGUAUCGUGGGCUUGUAUCAAGCUUGCAACCUCGAACUGUACUAAUCGAAGAAGCCGCCGAAGUCCUCGAAGCUCCAACCACUGUUGCAUGCCUUGAAUCUAUCCAGCAGCUGAUUCUUGUGGGUGAUCAUAUGCAACUAAAAGCGAAGUGUACGUUGAUGGAUCUUGCCGGGGAGCCCUUCUUCCUAGAAACUUCCAUGUUCGAACGCUUGGUCCGAAACGAUAUACCUUACGUGCAGCUUCAGGAACAACUAAGAAUGGUCCCCGACAUUCGAGAGCUUCUGAUGCCUAUCUAUGGCAGUCUGUAUGAUCAUCCCUCUGUGCUCAAAACUGCCCCCAUCCCGGGAAUGGGUGAUCUUCGAUCGUUCUUUUUCACGCAUGAGUGGCCUGAAAGCGGAGACAGUCUCACUUCUAAGCUCAACGAAUGGGAAGCCAUCAUGGUUGUGGAGUUCUAUGUCUAUCUGGUGCUUAAUGGAAUUUCGAUAUUCGACAUGACCGUUCUGACGUUUUACAACGGCCAGAGGAAGUUGAUUCUCAAGCACAUGAGGACAAAUAAGUACCUCGCUCAUCAUGCACCCAAAGUUGUCACGGUCGACUCGUACCAAGGAGAGGAAAACGAAAUUGUUCUACUCUCGCUCGUUCGGAGCAACAAGAGUAAUGGAAUCGGGUUUCUCACCUCUGACAACAGAGUGUGCGUUGCAAUCUCUCGGGCAAAGAGAGGCCUUUACCUGUUCGGAAAUUCUGAAAUCCUGGAGCAAUUCAGUCCUCUUUGGGGCAGCAUCAUUACGAUUCUUAGAUCUUCAAAUGGCGAUCCACGGAUUAGCGGCAUCCUUCCCUUGACCUGCAAGAAGCACAAGAAUGAAACUUUGAUUCGGGUACCCGGAGAUUGGAAAACGAUCAAAGGGGGCUGCAGGGAAGCUUGCGGAGAGGAACUCGGUUGUGGGCACAAAUGCACGCUUUUAUGCCACGGCUUCGACCAUUCACUGGAAUGGACUACUUGUCAACAACCAUGCACCCAUGUGCAAAAGUGCUGUAAGUUGCCUUGCACAGAUAUCUGUGGCAAAUCCCACCAUCACUCAUGCGACUGCAUUAUGAACGACAAAUUCAGCACAAUGCCUAUCAUGGAAAAGCCCCCGGUUGAUCAUAGGGCUGGAAGGCCCUGGCCCAAUGGAGCUUCCGAGGCUGCACAAAAAGCCCGAAGGCAGGUCAUCGCCAUGGAUGGAGUGAGCUCAUGGGGCCAAUUCGUCAGCAACGCCCGUGCUGGUAACAUUGACAGAGCAAACAUGGGCGUUUUUCAAAGUGUGGGCUCUCAGGAUGUUCAGGAGGGGCUCAAGCGAGCCACUGAAACGUACAUUUCUCUAGCCUCGAAAAGGCUGAACCAAGAACCAGCUAGCACCGCCGCUAGCAAAGGUCUCGUUAAACCUUCCAACUCCGAGUAUUCGCCUAUCAACAACCCCGCGGCACUACCCCCUGCUGAUCUUAUCGACCUUGACUAG
Messenger RNA from Penicillium waksmanii, 3408 nucleotides. RefSeq lists its product as uncharacterized. The coding region runs from base 1 to 3408 and encodes 1135 amino acids. The transcript is spliced from 5 exons. Lineage: Eukaryota; Fungi; Ascomycota; Eurotiomycetes; Eurotiales; Aspergillaceae. Gene Ontology annotation, molecular function: helicase activity. The record is from RefSeq and is a predicted model, not a curated record. Gene Ontology annotation, biological process: regulatory ncRNA-mediated heterochromatin formation. Gene Ontology annotation, cellular component: nuclear RNA-directed RNA polymerase complex.